GAUAGAUCUAGACUAAGUUCAUCAUUCAUAAACAAAAGAAGGGGAGGAAAACAACUCACCUUUAAAAAAAUGGCUGCUGCACAUUUUGAAGCAUUUAAGGCCAGACUUGAUAAAGUUUUGCAUGAGAAGAAUAAAGUCAAUGAUAUUUUGGAAAAAAUAGAGCUUAAGACAGGAGUAAAAAGACUGUAUAUUGCGCUUGUCUUUAUUUCAAUUAUUGCAUUAUGGUUGAUGGUUGGAUAUGGAGCACAGUUUCUUUGUAAUUUUAUCGGAUUCAUUUACCCAGCAUAUGCCUCAGUUAAAGCCAUCGAGAGUCGUGACAAAGAUGAUGAUACAAAAUGGUUGACCUACUGGGUGGUGUACAGCGUCUUCAGCCUUGUAGAAUUUUUCUCUGACAUUUUCCUGUUUUGGAUCCCAUUCUACUGGUUGUUGAAGUGUGUAUUUCUGGUGUGGUGCUUCAUGCCAGUUCCUUGGAAUGGUUCCAUUACCUUGUACUAUCGCUUUAUCAGACCUUUCAUUUUACGUCACCAAGACCGCAUUGACACUGCCUUGGAUAAGGCUAAAGAAGCUGUUGCAGAAGUCUUUAAUCUUGCUACACAAGGGGAAUCUUCACGUGCCAUUAUUCAGCAGGCAAAAGAUCUGGCAGAAGAUGUGGCUAAGGAUGAGUUGGUCAAAAGGGCUUUGAAUUCUAAAAAUGACUAAGAUUCUGGUCAGCCGAGACGGUCAUCGUGGAAUAGUUGUGGGACAUUUGUGUUUACUCCCUGAGCUUGAUGUUUCCAUUUUGUUUUCCAUUGUCAAUGUUUACCUUAGCCAAAAGAUAAUUUACUAACAUAACAAUCCAUGAAUUGGGUUUUGUCAUAACACCAGUGGCAUCUGUUUUAGAAAAUAUUAACUCGUAUACAAAGUAUUUACUGGGCUUAGGAAGUGUGGAACAAUUUUUUUUUUAGAUCGUUUCAUUUUACCCUCUGUAAAUUUUACAAACAAAUAAAAUGGGCAUUUAAAAGGAAAUAUUUUUUGAAAGAUCAAAGAACAUUGUUAGAAAUAUUUUAUUGACAAUUUGCGUUUUGUUUCUAAUCUUUGACAUGACUCUUUUUUUUUUUUUUUGUUGCAAUAAGCUCAGUACUCUUGACAGAGACAUUUUGUAAAUAUGGAAUAUUGCAUAGUAUUCAAAAGUAUUUUAAUAAUUACAGAGGCUAGAAUUUCAAAAUAAUCCCUUAGAGAAAUUAACUUAUGGUGAUUGUAAUUUGAAUGUAUUCUUUUGCUCAAGUUUGAUAUAUUAUCAUUCUAAAAGUUUUGCUAAGAGCUUUAAAAACUAUUGCUACUAUAUUAGCUGCUGAUUGGGUGCUUGAUAUUAGAGAGCUGCACCUUGUACUAUCUUGUAUACGUACGUCAUGCCACCGAUAUGUUUGUCCCUAUUCCACAAUUAAUGUAUCAUCCUUUUAUCAUGACACGUAAGCAGAAUUUUUUUUUUUUUUUACUUGGCUUUGAUCGUUCCAAUAGACAUUUUGAAGAAUGUUUCCUGUAAUAUAUUUUCAGCUCUACAUGUGAUGUUUAAAUGGGAUUUACAGCCUUUAAUAUUUAAUAAUUAUUAUAAACACAUAUUUUUACAUCUUUUUUCAAGCACGUUAAAACCACAUAAUUUAUAAUAAAAUUAAGACGGUUGUGUUUUUUCGCAACUUGAACCUUUAGAUUGCCUUGCCCAUAGCUCUGUUUUUAGCUCUACGUUUGAUGUUUCAAUUUGGAUUUAUAACCUUUAACUCUAUAAUUAUUAUAAACAUGGUUUUUAAGAAAGUUUUUGUCUAUUUGGACGUAAGGUUGCCUUGUCCCUUAACUCAGUUGAAUAUAAAUAUGCUAGGUAUAUUUUGACAGUUGAUUUAAAGUCAAUAUCGCCUGUAAUUUUGCGUUGCCUAUGAUCUCAAACAGAAAUUUUUUAUUUUUUUUUUUGUUUCUUUGUUUUCCAGACAUUUUUUUGGUUUUGGUAUUUAUCCAUUCUCAUCAUUUCUAGUCUUUUUUUCCCCCAAGCAUGUUAUUUCCAAUGCGUAAAAUCUUUUGGAAAAUGUGUACUUUUGUUUAUUAUUUGUUAUUGAAAUGCAAUUUUUUGUUUGUUUCUUAACACAUUUAUAUAUAUAUAUAUAUAUUGGUGCUUUCAUCUUUUUACUUAGAGAAAGAAAAAAAAAAAGUAAAUCAGUUGGAGAUUGUGCUCAUUAUUUUUGUUUUAAACAAUACUUUUUUUUUUUUUAACAUAUAUUUAUAUAUAGAUCUAUAUACAGUUUUUGUUUUGUUGCAAAAUAUGGUGUGAGCUUGUUAAAUAUUUUGUUUCUUAUCUUUGACAUGUAAUUUUUUGAAAUUUAUUAUUAUGUGCGUCUUUUUCACAUUCAUUCACCUAGUUGAAUUAGGUGUGUGUGGAAUUCCCUUUCACAGUUAUUGGUUGCGUCUAGCAGUGAAUAAUUACUUUGUCUGUAGUUGUUCGAAUAAGUAACAUUUAGGCAUUUAUAUGUUAGCUUUUAGAAUAAAAAAGGCUUUUAACUUAAUUUUGAAAAUUAUGUCAGGGGAAACAAAUGAGUGAACAAUAAAUUCUUUAUUAAAUAUCAGUUAAUUAUAUUUACAUGGUACCAAUUCUGUUAUUUACUUAUCAAAGUUUUCCAAUCUCUUUCAUCUUAUACACUGAUCAGGUCACUAUGUUUUAUAGUACUAAAUACCAUAACUUUAGAAAUCUUGUCUUUGUAAGUAUGGUGUUUUUUUCUUUAAAUCUAUGUAUCAUGAAAUUAUUUGUUCAUUGUCGUUCACUUUUUAAAUGUUAAAGUUAAAUCUACUUUAUUGGAAUCACUUUCCAUAUCAUAAAUAGUUUAAGCAGUAAAUACGGACCAGCCCAAAACCAGAUAAAAAAAAUUUUCUGGUAUCUGUAGCAGAUUGUUUGACUGUGGGUCAGUCAGUUUAGUUGUAUUACUCAACAUAUUGUCAUUUCAUCAUUUCUUAGCAUGCUUACACCUUGACACUCAUAUUCUCUCCUUUUUAGUUGAUAAUUUAUUUUAGUUGAUAAAUAAAACAGAAAAAUUCAA
Molecule: messenger RNA, 3056 nt
Organism: Biomphalaria glabrata
Lineage: Eukaryota; Metazoa; Mollusca; Gastropoda; Planorbidae
Product: receptor expression-enhancing protein 5-like
Exons: 6
Coding region: 70-699 (209 amino acids)
Source: RefSeq, a predicted model, not a curated record